UCCACGCUCCUGGGCAUUGCAUUAUUCGUGUGCAGCCGUUCGUCAGAAGAACUUUGCGAAAGUUGUCGUGUGUUUGUUUGCGUUAAAGUGACAAGUGAUUCCCCAAGUGUCCCAACAUGAGGCAGCACUUGCAGACGCUGCCUGUCCUAGUGGGAAUCAUGGUUCUCCUGUUCGCACCACCGGGCUUUGCUCGGCGCGUGCGCGUAAGGCCGGUGAAUGAAGACGUGGAGGACCAGGAGGUACGGGACCAGCAGGUACAAUACUACGCGGCCCAGGCGCCUGCAGACGAUUCACAGACCGCAGGGGUUGUUCUGGUAUCAAGCCAAGAUGCUUACAACGGUCUGCAGUAUGCCAGACCGCGCACGCAAGCAGCUGUUCGUGAACAGGAAUACAGACCCAUUGGCAGGACUCUGUCCGCCACCAGCCCCGUUUCCCGCCCGAAAGAAUCGUCAAAACAGCCACCGGUGCAAACUAUUCGAAAUUAUAGUAAAUAUAAUGAUGACGGGUCGUUUACAUUCGGAUACGAAGCUGCUGACGGUAGCUUCAAGGAAGAGGUCCGCGGAACAGACUGUGUUGUAAGGGGGAAGUACGGGUAUGUGGAUCCUGACGGCAAUAAACGGGAGUUCACGUAUGUGUCCGGAAAUCCCUGCGACCCAAACAGUGUCAGUCAGGAAGAAGAAAGUGGCAAAGAACUGGCUGACGACAGUGGCGAAGAAAACAUUCCUAAAGGGCCUAUAAGGCCAUUAAGACCGAGACCUACUGCAGCACCUCUCACCAGAACAACCACUACCAUUUUCCAAGAAAACUACAACCAGGCCGAUGAAGAUCAACUUGAAUAUGAACCACAACAAGUGUACCAACCAGCGCCCCCUGUGAGAUCUCGCGUUGUACCACAACCCGUUCGCAGACCACAGGUGUAUCAGUACGCCCAGAAUCAAGAAGACGCUGUAACGCAACCUCCAGCAGUCAGAAUCACCCCGCGUCCUCUCACAUUGUCCACGACAGUCAAGUCGCAGCUGCCUGCAACCACGUAUCGACCACAGCUGAUUCCUGUAUCCGCCACUCCCCGUCCUGGAGUCGUCUAUACCAAAGAAUUUACCAGCGUUGGCAGCCCCACCCAGUCUUCCAUUUACUCUACUCCAACCACUGUAGCCCCUGUUGAUUUCGAUGCCGAACUCAGGAAGUUUCAGUUGGAAAACAACGUAGUGUCCACUCCACGAACAGUGGCACGCCCAGCUGUGUCUUCAUCACAGCCACUAUACCAGCAACCGAGGCCAACAGCACGACCACAGUUGGCGACGAUUCAACAAACGUCUUCUAAACAAUUAUCCUCAAAUCCUGUGUACCAGACCGAGCUGGUGUACGACCCGUCCAGCGGUCAGUACAACACUGUGUUGUACCAGACACUGCCUCAGACAACAGCCGAGGUCAGCCUCAAGCACAGGCUACAGCCGUAUGUGAACACAGAGCAGUCUCAGUCACUGUUCACACCGCAGAUCUACAAUCAGAUACAGCAGAACCAGCAGCUGUAUUCCCAGCAGCAGCAACAGCGUGUUGUAGAGCAGAGGUACCAGCCGACGUCCACCAAGAUCACCGGUCCUCAGAGAUUCCAGCUCUACCAGCCACAACAAACAACUCAGCGCUCUGUACAGCCAUUCUAUUACGUUGCGCCUUCUGACGUCGGCGGACAGGCUCAGGGGCAAAUCGAUGCCUUCCUCAGGGGACAUAAUAUCGCGUUCUGAAUGUGUCCCAGAACCAAAGCGAAACCAGUUAGGCGUUGCACACUACCUGUGCAACUGAACUGAUUAAAAACACUGUAUUUUUGUUGGACCGCGGGCUCAGCUGCUCCCUCUAACAAAGCCGGAAGUCAUUUUUAACAGAACUGUAUCUAUGUUGAUUGACGUAUAGCAGUGGUUCCCAAACUGACGUUCGCUUACAGGAUUCUUUUAGGAGGAUAGUUGGAAAUAGUGCCUAAUGCUGGAAUUCUUGUGUACCAUUAAGAGAAGUGGCUCAUAUAAAUAUAAAAGCCCUGUUUGCGUAUUUUAUGAAACGUUUCUGUUAUAUUGAGAAGGGUACUGAAUUACAAAACAACAUAUAAUGGCUUUGUUCUGUAUUUUAAAGUAGAUCAAGAGGUGAGAGCUCAGAUUCUCACAGAGACGGGUUUGAAGAUGGUUGUCUUCUUGAAGUCUUACACUUGACCGACAUAUCACAGGAGCUUACUGCUUCUAUCAUCUGAGUGAUCUGUCAUUAUCCACCGGUCUACACGUUGCUAUAUCCCAGAAGACAGCCAUCUUUAAAUCAAGUGGAUGUUUGGAAGUAAAUUAAUGAGCACACAGAAUACAUUUUAGAUCUUUUAAUUUUAUUGGAUAUUUUCUGAGAUUUGUCAGGUUUUCUUGGAGUAAAUAAGUUUGGGAACCACUUCUGACACAUACAGUCCACAAUCGAAAAGGUAAGUUACAAGAUUUUCUGGAUGAAUUAGUUCAAAAUUGUGGCACUGUAAGUAGGUGGCACUUCUUCAGAUUUUAGGUUCUCAUGGCGAGGAGUAUGAUGACGUCUGUCUUCUGGAAUGUUUCGCAGCAUAGUUUGGUAGAAAUUGAUCAACGUUUCAGGGGUGCUUACUGUCUCUAUCAUCACCCUAAAACUUCUGAAACGUCUAUCGAUUUCUACCACACUACACGGCGCAAAAUUCCAGAGGAUAUCCACCUUUUUGGACUCUGUUUUUCAUGUUGUUGUCCGUGAUCAGAUGUUUACGUAUGGAAGUCACAUCAUUGUUCAGAGAUGCAUCGCUUGGUUUGUGAAGUGGCACUGAACCAGAGAGGUCAUUGUCUCUACGUUGUAGUGGGUGGCUAUCUUACGUGCGAUAUAUCAUUAAUGACUCUCGAAUUGAUCCAAAACUUUUGUGUCAAAUUUCUCUACAUGGUAUGCAGUAGAUUUCAUUUAGCGGCCGACAAGAAUUCGUAACAUUUCAACAGUUUGUUCUGCUUUCUUUAUUUGUAACGUUUUCUGAUAUAAUCAUCGUAACGUCCAUGUUUACACUCCAAGCUUUUACUUCGACAUUCCUGCAUGAUUGAAAUUUUGGCUAAAUAUACGAAUCCCAAAGUUAAUUAUUUGUAAUCGUCUGAUAUUUUCUGUGAUUUUAUGGUUUUUUAAAUCUUAACAUUUAAAUUUUUCUAUUACAUGUAACAGUUGUUUAAUUGUUAUUUAUUUUCAUAUUUAAUAACAUUUAUUACAAUGUAAUCUACAUACUGUUUUGUUCUGCGUAAUUGUGAUUAAUUCCAACCAUCUACCUUAAAUGAUUUAAUGAUUUGCUAUAAUCACUACAAGCUCCUUAUUUUCUGCCCUCGUCUAUUUAUAAUUUGACAGAUAUUUUGUUAUUCUUUCUGUAUGUUUACACCAGCGCAACAUUUUAUAUGCUAAAUUAGGUUCUCUAAUUCGGAUUCAGACCCUUUUUGUUUCUGUCUGUCCACUUUACAUGUACCAUGAUUGCUAUGGGAAAUUAUUAUACGUCAAUACUUUGUCAUCUCUGACUUUGAUUUAAGCUGAUACCAGAGUCGGUGUGCUACGCAUUUUAAUUUCGUGUAUUUGGAAGAUGAAGGUAGUCAUAUCGUAAUUUUACUAUUUCCUUCGUUGAAAAACCAAAAUCUUCAGUUGAAUAUCGACUUUAAUGCACGUACAGAACCUUCAAAUCAACAGAAGUACUUAUAUAUAUUCUUACUUUUACAAUUAAUUCAUAUAGCUAGGAAGGAAAUCUCUUCUUGUUAUGGAAACCAUGGUUGACCUUGAACAAAAAUCUUGUACCAGUUCAGCCCAGUUCGCAUCUUAUUUUCUGUACAUUUAUUAUAUCAUACCAUGGCCAGAAAUAUUUCUGAUAAAAUUAAUAAAGAUAAUUAAAUUUCUGUAUCAUUUUGAGAUGAAGUGGAUUUUGUGCUGUUACUGCAACUUUUUAGACAACUGAUUUUAUAGCCGUCCCACAUGUCUUUGUUAUCUCGUUUGCAUCUGAAGUCAGAACAAUGCAGGUCUCCGUGACUAAACUGCGUGUGUAUGCGAGUAAAUAGCGAAUGAGUGUGUGAAUGUGUUUCAUUAUCAAUUGCGAGGUGAAAGUGACUCGCCUAGCUUGAUGUCUAACGCAGGGAUUUAUAAUAACUAAAUUUAUUUUUCCACUUUUAUUUUAACGUAAUGUACAGCAGAGGAUUGUACUGUUUAGUCAGACCAGAAUUAAAUAAACGUAAAUCAGCUUUUUUCGAGUUAUUUGCAUUUCGGACAUGAAAUUGUUGCAUGACAGGGAGUUAAUCAUUUUAAGAUAAAAAUGUAUGUUUGAAAUAUUUCUGGAUGCAGUUUACAUUUUACUAAACACAAAUUCAUAUCUACGCAGUGUAAUUUUUAUUUUAUUCAACAAUUGAUAGUUUAACGUUAUUCAUAAUAUAAAAUAAUAAUUAUGUUUCUACGUUUAAUGCCAUUCGAAGUCAGUGUCACAACAAAGUCGAAGUGUUUACUUAACUUCUCUGGUUAUUUUUGUAGUUUCCAAAACGUUAACUAUUUAUAUUACAACAACAACCAUAGUUCUGUUUGUUUCCAAGGCGACGCCAGACAAACUUUCUUUCAUUUAUUUUAAUGCUCAAUUUAUAAGCUUCGUUAAUUAAGAGAAAUCCUGAGAACCUACUUCAUGCACUGGUUAUGUUUAUCUGCUACAAAUGUGUGACAGAAACAGAAUAUGAGUUUCUUUUCAGAAUUAACAAUAAGCAUUCUUUAACUUUCCACUGUAAUUCCCUCAGACCAUUUCAUUACAACAUUUCUUUCUCACAUUCUCGUAAGUUUACAACUUUAUGCGCAACAACAAAAAUAAUUCAUAAUGAUACAGGAAAUGGAUUGACUUUCACUAGGAUUUCACUUCGUAGUUCUCCGAUUAUAUUACCACCUGGUGACAUUUCUUUGUACUAUUCGUGUUGUGAAAAAUUGUUCGCUUUCAUUGACUCUGUUGUUGGUUUUUGUCCAGGAUUUCUCUGGAGGCUGGGAAUUCUUUCCUGUGAUUCUUAAAUAAUGUUUCAUCUCAGUCAAAAAGGGACAAUCCAUGGCAGAAUCCCCACAUAAUUUGGUGGAUCACAGUGAUGAGUGUGUUGAUGAUUGAUGAUGAAGAAUGCACAUUUAUAUCUGUGUUUCGGGCGGGUUUCGAACCUGUGAUCCCAGCGCUCGCUGUGUCGAGAUCUGAGUAACCAUUUGAACCUGUGCUCCUAGCAUUUGCUUCAUUUAACUUGCAUGCAUUUAAUCACAAACAAUAUUUUAUGACUGGGCUGUAUGUUGAAAGUAAUUUUAAUGUCCUUUUAUCUGUAAGUGUCACGAAAUAUGUUUCACCACUAUUUCUUAUUUUGUUGUAAAUAACAUUUCUCAUUGUAUUGUACAAAGUGUCUGAUUCGUUUAUGAUUAAUACGUUUUAUAUUAUAAAGUGUUUUCUACAGUAUUCGUAAUAAAGAAAAUUCGAGUAA
Messenger RNA from Zootermopsis nevadensis, 5480 nucleotides. RefSeq lists its product as uncharacterized. NCBI's taxonomy places the organism in Eukaryota, Metazoa, Arthropoda, Insecta, Blattodea, Termopsidae. The record is from RefSeq and is a predicted model, not a curated record. Gene Ontology annotation, cellular component: chitin-based extracellular matrix. Gene Ontology annotation, molecular function: structural constituent of chitin-based larval cuticle.